Didymella exigua CBS 183.55 is the source of this 1170-nucleotide messenger RNA. RefSeq names its product actin depolymerizing protein. The record is from RefSeq and is a predicted model, not a curated record. Bases 1 to 1170 code for a protein of 389 amino acids. The transcript has a single exon. NCBI's taxonomy places the organism in Eukaryota, Fungi, Ascomycota, Dothideomycetes, Pleosporales, Didymellaceae. Gene Ontology annotation, molecular function: actin filament binding.
AUGCCGCCACACGAAGGCCUCGUUCACCAGCAGGAAUACGAUUGGCGAGACUCAAACGUCGCCCUUCUCAACUCCGACAUUGACCAUAAAGUCAAGUACCAGUCUGCGACUAGCGAGCCAGCUUGGAACAACGGCAUCAUCGGCACCCAAGCGGGGCUCUUCAUCUGGCGCAUCGAAGACUUCGAAGUUGUACCCUGGCCCCGCGAGAAGUACGGCAGCUUCCACGAGGGUGACUCCUACAUCGUCUUGCAUACCGAGGAAGUCAGAGGCGAUACGGAAACGCAUCUGAUCCACGACAUCUUCUUCUGGCUAGGUCGUGCGACAACACAGGACGAGGCUGGUACUGCGGCGUAUAAGACUGUGGAGCUAGAUGAGUUUCUGCAUGGCGCCGCGACGCAGCAUCGCGAGUUGCAGACUGCGCCCUCGGACGCUUUUUCUGCGCUGUUCCCGCGCCUGAAGAUCCUACGCGGUGGUGUGCGCUCUGGCUUCAAUCAUGUUGAGAUCAAUGAGGAACCUGAGCACAUGAGCACCCUGCUCCGUGUGUUCAAGCACCCCAGCCCCACCGCCGGCCGCGACGCAGUCGUCGUGCAUGAGGUGGAACCUACAUGGCAGAGUCUGGACGAGGGUGAUGUGUUUGUUCUGGAUAAGGGUGACAAGAUUCUCGUCUGGCAGGGCAAGAAGUGUUCACCGAUGGAGAAGAUGAAGGCCGCGCAAGUCGUCAACGAUCUGACAAUUGCCAAGCAUGUCGAUGUUGAGGUGCUGAGUCAAGAAGAGGCGAGGAGCAAGGCUGUUGUUGACUAUCUCGGCGGCCAUGAGUUGGAAUUCGGCACGAGAUUCGAGUGCGCCAGACCGGUAUCUGCUGCCACUAUGCGCGAGGUCAAGAAGCUAUUCAAGCUGAGCGAUGCAGGUGGUGACCUUGCAUUUGAUCUGGUCAAGGAGGGUAACGGGAUCGGAAGGGAAGACUUGGAUGGCGAUGAUGUCUUCUUGCUGGAUGUAGGGAAGAGCAUUUGGAUCUGGGAGGGGAGUGGGGCCAGUCGAGCCGAAAGGGCGUCGUGGUUGAGGGUUGCGCAAAGGUAUCUGGGAAUGCAGCCUGAUGCGAAUGAACUGAGCAUUGCAAAGGUCAAGCAAGGUAACGAGGGCAAGACUUUCUGGGGCGCAGUGGAGGCAUGA